AUGGCGCAUUUCUACCAUGUGACCACGCAGAGACCCACGGCCAUAAUCAAAACAUGCACUGGGCACUUCACUGGUCCUGAUGAUCUCAAUCUGCUUAUUUGCAAAAAUAAUUACAUCGAAGUAUUUGAAGUUACGUCUGAGGGCCUUAGACUCAUUCGGGAUGUACCAAUAAAUGCCAAAAUUGUUGCGGCAUGUUUAUUCCGACGAAAGGAACGCCAAACGGAUUCUUUAUUUAUCCUCACACACAAGGCUGGUUUUGCUCUAAUCGAGUGCGCGCGCAAGGGCGAUGAUGUGCACUUUGUGACAGUCGUAUCUGGAAGUGUUGAAGAUUGUGGCGCACGGUUAAUUGAUCAGGGAUUUGAUGUGCUCGUGGAUCCCGGCGCUAAUUGUGUCGUCGUUCGCUUGUAUCAUGGAUUGCUGAGAAUAAUACCCUUGAACGGCAUCGGUGAGAAGUUAUCCACGGAUUCCUUAGAAGUCAGUCAAUAUGCUGCCAAUACGUACAAUGUUCGGAUUGAAGAGGGAAACAUUGUGGAUAUGGCCUUCCUUCACGGAUACACACUCCCAACUUUCGCUAUGAUUUAUGAAGAUGAACUUGUCCUUCAUAUGAAAACAUACGAAAUAUCUGGGCGGGAACCGGCAUUAAGGAAUGUGCAGUUGACUCUGGAUUCCAUUGAACCUGACUCAAAAUUGUUGAUUCCAGUUCCAAAGCCCUUUGGAGGUGUCAUCUUGGUUGGAGAUAACAUUAUCUACUACCACACAAAGGACGGACCCCACAUUUCGCAAUACAUACCACAAGCAAAGGCCAGCCAGGUUCUCUGCUAUGCAGCCGUUGAUGCACAAAGAUACCUUCUUGGUGAUAUGGCUGGUCGUUUGUACAUGGUCCAUUUACUGGCAGAAGACCAUACUCCCUCAGGCAAUGGUCUUUUGGGAUCCACCAGUAGUGCUGCUGUUCCGAGCGCCAGAAUUGGGUCUAUUCGGAUCGAACUUCUGGGUGAGACAGCAACUCCCGAAUCGAUAGCAUACGUUGAUAAUGGGGUGGUGUUUAUUGGCUGCACUCUGGGUGACUCUCAGCUGAUUCGGCUUAACCCGGAUCCGGAUCCGGAGCGUAACAGUUACAUUACGGUAUUGGAGAACUACACCAACAUUGGGCCCAUAGUGGAUAUGGUGCUACUGGAGAGCAAGGGACAAAACCAGCUGAUCACAUGUUCGGGUGCGUAUAAGGAAGGAACCCUACGGAUCAUUCGCAACGGGAUCGGAAUCCAUGAACACGCAACCAUCGAUCAAGACCUUAUCAAAGGGGCAUGGUGUUUCCCCCUUGAAUCCGACCGCUACGAUGAUUCCAUUGUAGUUUCAAUGGUUGGCCAAACUCAAUUGUUACGACUAACCGAUGAUGAUAUAACUGCAUUACAUCUUGAUGGAUUCAAAACUGAUGAACAGACAGUCUACUGUGCGACAUUGUCACCCAUGGAUGCAUCCACUUCAGAUAACCCGGAAUCGUCAUCACGAUCAUAUUCCGUGUUCCAACAUUCCCUUCUCAUGCAAGCUACGACUUCAGGGAUCCGGUUGAUUGGUAUACACCAUCUAAAUGGAUCAGGUUGCCUGGCUGAAUGGCGUUCGCCCAGUGGUCGUGGCAUUUCAUGUUUGAGCUCGCACGGCGCACUGAUUGUGGUUGCCAGUGGACCGGAACUCUAUGUCCUUCGUGUCGUUGGCCCGGCAAACCAACCAUCGUUUGAGCAAGCCGCCCACCGUACAAUGUCCAACGAAGUCGCCUGUAUCGACCUCACACCGUUUGAUCAUAAGCGUGCAGCCUAUGCUGCUAGUCAGACGUCGACCAUUGAUGAGCCUGUCGAUUACACCGUACCCCAGUUAGUUGCUGUUGGCCUUUGGUUAGGCUACGGACUAGCAUUGCUCCGGCUUCCCAACUUGGAAUUGGUGCACGAAGAGCGUUUCCCGGAACUACUGCGUCNUCCAAGAUCUGUGCUGCUUGCUCAGCUGGAAGAUAUGGCUUACUUGUUUGCAGCUAUGGGCGACGGAACUCUCUAUUUUUAUACAGUCUGUCCUUCUGCUGAUGGGAUUGUUCUGCGUGACGCAAAGCGGGUCAAUGCUGGUACCGGUCCUUCAAUGUUCCUCAAGCAAUGGCGUUCUCAGUGCAAGGUCAAUGUGUUUGUGUGCUCCAACCAUCCCUGUGUGAUUUACUCCAUCAAAAACAAGCUAAUUUUUGCCAAUUUGAACAUGAAGGAGGUGAAUUUCAUGGCCCCGUUGAAUGGCGCUUUCUACCGCGACUGUAUUGCGCUGGUAACACCAACAGCUCUAGUUAUUGGAUCUGUAGAUGAAAUACAGAAGCUCCAUGUCCGAACUGUACCUCUUGAGGAGACGCCAAAACGUUUGGCGUUGCAAGACGAAACUGGAAGUCUUGGUGUUAUCACAUACCGUCAAGAGGUUUUCCAGGAAGGCUCUGGGUUCAAACCUGUCCGCUCCUCCAUCUCCUUGUCACAAAAGGUUCCCAAGUCCACCAGCCGACUCCCAAAGACCGCACCCUCCUCCGUGUCCGCGACUGAACGCAAAUUCCGAGAGGUUGAGGUUUCAUCGCUGCUCAUAUUCAACAAAUCCACGAUGGAAUUGAUGUUCGCACACAGCUUCUACUUCAGUCAAACUUUAGUUGAAGUCGCCGUCAGUAUUGCUUCAAUUGAGCCCACCGAUGGAUCAAAGAACAUGCUGUACGCCGUGGGAACUGCUUUUCUGGUCGAGGAGGAAGUCGAACCUUCCAAAGGUCGCAUCCAUCUGUUCCACUGGGACCCGGAAACGGCAAGAUUGGAAACAGUUCUGGUCCACGACGUGAAUGGAGCCGUUUACCGGUUGCUCGAUUUUAAUGGCCGACUUUUAGCUGCUAUCAACAGUUCGGUCAGACUUUUUGACAUCAAAGAGGAUUCUCUACGUUUGGCAUGCAGUUUCAACGAGAAUAUUAUUGCUCUAUUCCUCCGCCGCAAGGGUGACUUUGUAUUGGUUGGGGACCUCAUGCGCUCCUUGACUUUGCUCCUCUACCGACCAAAUGUGAACAAUUUCGAAGCAAUUGGGCGUCAUCGUAAUCCACGUUGGACGACGUGUAUAGAAAUCUUGGAUGAUGAACAUUUCCUGGCUGCAGAGGUUGAAAAUAGCCUCUUUGUUGUCUCGCGUGACUCCCCAGAGAACACUCAAGAACCCACAGUUAGAGCCCUCCUAGCACCAUCCACCGGGGAAUCCUCGUGCGUCCUUCCUUCUUCGGUCGGUUUCAAAGCGAAGGCUACGGAUAGCUCGGCUCAAAGCAGAUCCGAUGCUGUCGACUCCUCUUCGACUACCCAGUCUGUCGAUGGAACUGGAGAUCCGACUGCAACAUCCACCCGAACCGCCUCUGGUACCAGUAGACAGCGACGCACAAGUGCCCCUCGUGGUACCAAUACAGCACCAUUAGGCAAUUCGAAUGCUGAUUCCACUGGUGCAAAUGUUUCAGGCGAAGUACAGCGAUUGGCCGACUGUGCUUAUAUCCAUACGGGCGAUUUCAUCAACGUUUUCGUUCGGGGUAACUUGGUGAUGCAAAACAACGAAGAACGUUGGCAAGCCAUUGGCCAUCCCAGUCAUUUGUAUGGCACUGUCAGUGGCAGCAUCGGUCUGAUUAUCCAAGUGUCUCCGGUUCUAUUCGCAUUUCUCAAAGAGAUCGAGUCCCGGUUAGCCAAAUUGGUGAACCCAGUCGGAGGAUUCGCGCAUGAUAUGUGGCGAGCAUUCAAGGCUGAACGUAUUGUUCGGAUGGCUCACAAUUUCGUUGAUGGUGAUCUGAUUGAGACGCUUUUGGAUUUGAGCUCCGAGGAUAAAGCGAAAUUGGUUAAAGGUUUGAGAAUCCCGGUCAAUAUGGAUGAGUUUGGAGUAGCCGGUUCCGCUUGUACUUCCGACCCGGAAACCCGUGAAUGCACUGCUGCGGACUUGGUCAAGGUGGUUGAAGAGAUGGCUCGUCUUCAUUGACCGCUUACUGUUUUCCUGUCGGAAGCCACAUUCUCCAACCAAGAAGUUAACUUAUUCCAUGGUUUUAUUGAUCCCCCUUGCAUGGCAUUUCGCAACCAGGCGUUCUACCAAUCUUGGCAAACACCUAACUGGAACCUGGUGUUUGUGUGUACAUCAACCCUACCUCAAUCUGGCCGGUCCCAAAAUUUUACUAUCGUUUUCUUAAAUGGCCAAUUGAGUACAAAUCACCCGACCCAUUUAUCGCUCUAUUUCGUUUUCAGUUUGCUCCGAAAGACAUUUUUGCCCAAUGAAUCAUUUAUUU
Molecule: messenger RNA, 4294 nt
Organism: Opisthorchis viverrini
Lineage: Eukaryota; Metazoa; Platyhelminthes; Trematoda; Opisthorchiida; Opisthorchiidae
Exons: 17
Coding region: 1-3993 (1330 amino acids)
Biological process (GO): proteasome-mediated ubiquitin-dependent protein catabolic process; DNA repair
Cellular component (GO): site of double-strand break; nucleus
Molecular function (GO): nucleic acid binding; protein binding
Source: RefSeq, a predicted model, not a curated record